Fusarium odoratissimum NRRL 54006 is the source of this 333-nucleotide messenger RNA. RefSeq lists its product as uncharacterized. The transcript has a single exon. The coding region runs from base 1 to 333 and encodes 110 amino acids. The record is from RefSeq and is a predicted model, not a curated record. Lineage: Eukaryota; Fungi; Ascomycota; Sordariomycetes; Hypocreales; Nectriaceae.
AUGGCUUUUGCCACCUUCCAUAUCGCUGAAGCCCAGAACAAGAAUAUUCAAGUCGGUUGCUACGCUGUCGAUUCCCGCCAGGAUGGUCUUCUCCCGAAGCUUCUCCUUAACUCAGACGCACGCGCGAAGGCCGACCCAGAUCUACGCUUUGGAUUUUGGGAUGGUGGCAAUAAAAUAUGCUGCGAUGGCCCACGGAACUGCGCUAGAUACUGGGCAUUUACCUAUAAUCAUCCUUACAACUGGGCUUCCAAAACCAGCACCGGAACGAUCGACGGACAGAAUGUUAAGUUUGUUUGUGUCGGAUACCAGAUGGGGCAAUGCACUAUCAAUUGA